CGGUGUGGGCAGCUGAGGCUUUCUCCAACAGCCGACGCAUACGGGAACGCAAAGGCAAAAAUGCAUUUCGAAAUGUACUGUAGCAGUAUGCAUCAGCCUCCAACAGAGGAUGCAUAUGAGGGAUCCAUUUUGCGUUGGAGGAGACGACGCAAAAAUGAGUACCCUCUCUCCUCGACGCAUCGGCCUCCAGAGCAACGACCGCGCUGCAGAGAUUUCCCCUCCGAGGCGGAAGAGGGUCUUGCUCCGAGGACAGAGUCGGAGCUACGGUGUGGUGCGGCGGUGCGUGGUCCGAGCAACGGUGGCAGGCUUGUCGGCGAGAAGAAGAGGAACGAGAUGGACAAUCACCGGGAUAUUCUGGACUUGACCAUUCGCAUGAUGCAAAGGGCCUCCAUUCACCUGAUGCGUUUGAGUGAAGAACUGCUUGUGCCUGGGAAGGUGCUCUCCGAGGUCGAGCUUGUGGACCUCAAGUUCCGCAUUGAGGUCAUUGCAGAUGGACUGGACAAGGACUCCCUUUCUUGCCAGGCCGCACUUGACGACGUGAACAAGGCUACUGACGAUGGAAAUCUGUCUGAGCUUAUACCCAGCGAUGUGUCAUCACCUAUCUCUCCACCACCACUCGAGUACUUGUCGGUGAAGGAUCACAUUGAGGAGUUCGGGGGCGUCGACUACGACAGUGACGCCAUGCCCAAUUUCAGUGACUAAGGCUGCUAGUGUACUUUGUUGGGUUGUAGGAUUGAGAAAGUAGUAUCUCCUCAUGAAAUAGGCACAAGUACAUGUGUGGCUAUGUAAUCCCACUAUAAUAAAACUUGUGCCGUAGUGUUUAGUUGUUUCUGUGCUGAACCAUAUGGUUAGUAGUUGUGGACCUUGAUCUGUUUAAACCUACGUUUGAAGUGUUGAGCUUAAUGUCAUGGCUUGCUUAUUUGAAU
This is a messenger RNA of Panicum virgatum (switchgrass), 926 nucleotides long. RefSeq lists its product as uncharacterized. The transcript has 2 exons. Lineage: Eukaryota; Viridiplantae; Streptophyta; Magnoliopsida; Poales; Poaceae. The coding region runs from base 61 to 702 and encodes 213 amino acids. The record is from RefSeq and is a predicted model, not a curated record.